AUGAUCCCCCCCCAGCAGUGCCCACCGCCGGCAUACACCUGGAAACCCCUAUCCGACUCCGUAAUCUACCAAACAAUAGCAAAGCUCAAACCAUACAAGGCACGGCAACCAGGAUCAAUACCGAACUGCGUAUACAAAUACAAUGCGCACGUACUUGUUCCCCGCCUGGGCCCAAUCUUCAGAGCCGGCGACGACCUGAACUACUAUCCAAUGGAUUGGAAUUAUACGCACUUCAUUGUGCUAAGAAAGCCGGGGCAAAUUGACUACACCAGCCCAGCAAGCUAUUGGCCGAUAGUCCUAUCAAAAGGACACCCAGGAUUAGAAAAUGCAGCGUGCACAAUGCAAAUCACGAUGGAAGCAGAGAAGACCGGUGUCUUACCCGCAACCCAAUACAGAGCAAGGCCAGGCCGGGCCAUGACAAACGCGAUACACAUGGUGGUCAAGACGGUGAUGGACGCAUGGAGGAGCAAGGAGGUUGCUAGCGCACCUAUAAAUCCCACUAGACACCUAUAA
Messenger RNA from Mycena citricolor, 513 nucleotides. The record is from the annotation of a GenBank genome assembly. Lineage: Eukaryota; Fungi; Basidiomycota; Agaricomycetes; Agaricales; Mycenaceae.